AUGAACUGCAGCAAAAAAGUUUCCCGGCGAAGCAUGAAGACAUGUACACCGUUCGGCUCCUACCAGUGUCUAAGCGGUUCGAAACUGAAAUACGUUCAAGCGAAACGAUCGUAUCCGAGAUUACUGUACGAUGAUAUUCAGUCGGACAGGUCCGUUGAACAGAAGACGCACGUGCAGGUCGAAGCGAACAAGCAGUCGACUUGCAUAUCACCGGCCAGCGUGCAGCGUACAACCGACGGGCACGAAUUUUCGCAGCCUCUUCAAGGUCAAAUCUACAACAAACAAGUGAUCACCAUGACCCGUGUAUCUUGCGUUUCGUUCUUAGGAAAACGCAACCGUGUAUCUGCCACGGAAGGAGCAAAGACGAGUGACUGGACGAACUGGAACUCGAACCACGACCUCGUCGCGACUGUGUCCGAUGAUCAGCGGGUUCACAGCAACACCGGAUCAUUGUUCUACGAAGGUAAUGCUGAUGCCGUCGAUUGUGCAAAAGAAACGAUACGAAACUGGAUGGUUUGA
Soboliphyme baturini is the source of this 519-nucleotide messenger RNA. NCBI's taxonomy places the organism in Eukaryota, Metazoa, Nematoda, Enoplea, Dioctophymatida, Soboliphymatidae. The record is from the annotation of a GenBank genome assembly.